AUGCUGCUCCCUGGAGGCAGGCCCCGGGCCCUGGCCGCCCUCUGCCUCUGCGCGGCGGUCCUGGCCUGUGCUGUGGGCACCCCGAGCCCCCCGCUCGGCCUGGCAAGUAGCUCCUGGAGCCUCGUGCGCCAAAAGGUGAAGGAGCUGGUGGAGCCGCUGGUGACAAAGACCAGAGAGAGGUUGCAGUGGUUCCAGGUCCCCCCGGCCCUCCAGGGCUAUGUGCAGACCUACUAUGAGGACCACCUGAAGGACCUGGGCCCCCGCACCCAGGCCUGGCUCCGAAGCUCCAAGGACAACGUCCUGAACAAGGCCCACAGCCUGUGUCCCCAGCUCCUCUGUGGGGCGGGGGGCCGGGAUUAA
Messenger RNA from Pipistrellus nathusii (Nathusius's pipistrelle), 360 nucleotides. NCBI's taxonomy places the organism in Eukaryota, Metazoa, Chordata, Mammalia, Chiroptera, Vespertilionidae. The record is from the annotation of a GenBank genome assembly.